GAGGAGCUGGAAAUCCCCAAGCUCAAGGGCGCCUGUGGUGAGGUCGAUCAGUUGGUCUGUGGCUUGGUCUCCGCGAUCGACAGCCUUCGAGAGCACGUGGACCAGCUACGGGGCUCGGACUUGCGUCGUGAAGUUUAUGCCAUGGACCGACAAGCACAGGACUGGGUGGACAAGGUGGAGAAAGAAGCGGUCGAAAGCCUCACCGGCUACCGCGAUGGGGUGGACACCAUGAUGGAGGUGCAUGUCGUGGGGCUGAGUCACCACAGCGCCCCGGUGGAGGUCCGCGAGAAGCUUGCGGUGGCACAAGCGGAUUGGAACGCUUACGCACAGGAGCUGGUGGACUUUGGUAAGACCGAGCGUGGCUAUUUGGUCCCGGAAGUGGCGGUGCUCUCCACGUGCAAUCGCUUCGAACUCUACUUCGCGUCCCCCGAGACGCGGAAGUUCGCCGCCCUGGAGGCAGUCCAUGCCUUCCUCAGUCACAAGUCUGGCCUCACUCGGGAGGAACUGGAGCCCUACCUCUUCAGCCACACAGGCGAGUCAGCCACGGAGCAUCUCUUCCAGGUGAGCUCUGGCUUGGACUCCCUGGUGCUUGGAGAGGCGCAGAUCCUGGCACAGGUGAAGGCAUGCCACGAGCACGCGAUCCAGAAGGCCGAUGAGGAGACGGUGGCUGGGUCGGGCGGCAAGAUCGUGGCGAAGAUGCUGAACGCGGCGAUCCGCAUGGGCAAGAUGGUCCGAAGCCGCACCAAGAUCGGCAAAGGCUCCGUGUCGGUGUCCAGCGCGGCGGUGGAACUCAUGAUGUCCAGGGCAAUGCAGGACUUGCGCAAGCCGGCCAGCAAGUUGAACGUUUGCAUCAUCGGUGCCGGUAAGAUGUCCAGGCUGCUGCUUUUGGCGCUCUUCAGCAAGCACCCAGACAUUAAGGUGACGUUGGUGAACCGUUCGGUGGAGAAGGCACAAGAAGUCCUGGACGACGACAUGGUGAAGAACCGUGGAGGCGCCAAUGCCAGCGUGGCUCCGUUGGAUGAGAUGUUCGACGUCAUGCGCCGCAGCGACGUCACGUUCACCGCCACCGGAAGCAAGGUGCCCAUCAUCUACGGGAAGGAUCUCCAAAACCUGGAGAGAAACCACAUGCUCGUGGACAUCUCGGUGCCCCUCAACGUCGCCGCCGAUUGCGCCGAGGUGGAUCGCGUGAGCAGUUACUCAGUGGAUGAUCUGAAGAAGGUGGUCGAUGCCAAUGCCAAGAAGCGGCAAAACGAGGUGGUCAAGGCCAACAAGCUCAUUACGGAAGAAGUGCAGAAGUUCAAAUGCUGGCAGGCAUCGCAAGGGGCGGUGCCCUACCUGGCUGCCUUGCAGGCAAUGGCUGAGAACAUCCGCCGCAGCGAGUAUGCCAAGAUGGAACACAAGCUGAAGGGUCUUCAAGAGACGGAGAAAGAGGCGCUGGACAAGCUCACCAGGCAUUUGGUCGACCAGCUCUUCCGGCCUCUCUACUACUCCAUGAAGGAAGAUGAGUCGCUCGCGGACAAGAGGAGUAAGAUCAUGGCCUUGCAGAACAUCUUCCGAUUGGAGCCCCUCUACAAGCGCGGACUCUUGACGCAGGCAGCAGUACAUGCACAACUCAAUGCCUGAAGGCAGCUCCGCAGGCCGGAACCGAGCCACCUGCUCCACGCCACUGAGCCACCUGCUGCUGGGAAGCGCCAGUAGACCAAGCGUCGGCCCGGUGCUUGAGGCGGUGACCCCCUGAGAGAUGCACGGCCCAGUCCCCGAUGGGCUGAAAUCGGUGCCAAAAAACGGGGUGAGCUUGAAGUGUUCCACUCAAGCAAGAGAGGUAACCUGUGGUCAGCUCUUUGGUGUCUCUAAAGCAGAACACGGCUCACCGGGCUGUCCAAGGGGCUGCACCCAACUUUUAAGAUAUGUCAGGCUUCGUCGAUUGCUG
Messenger RNA from Durusdinium trenchii, 1930 nucleotides. The record is from the annotation of a GenBank genome assembly. NCBI's taxonomy places the organism in Eukaryota, Dinophyceae, Suessiales, Symbiodiniaceae.